GUUGUUUGUGACUCAGUAGAGGGUGAGGACGCUCGCUGUCUCUCGUGGAUACUCUUGCAAGAUUUGUUGCCAAAUCUGCUUUCCUAUCUAGUCAGAUUUAACAAUGAGAAUAUAGUGUCGGGACCUAAGUUAGCCACAAUGAAGCUUUACACGUUAAGACGCCCACGGGGCCGUACACUUGUAAUAGUGUUGUGUUGUGUUGGACUCGUGUGUGGGGUGUUCCCUACCUCGGCUCCAGACAACAGAUAUCAACUCACAGAAAAAGGAUGUGUAAUUGUGGACGAGGUGUGCUUAGUGCCCGAGGAGAUACCUAACUAUGAGGCCAUCAAAAGCCUUCACUCCCAGUUGGAUGAUGACCACAGCGGUGACAUCGAUGUGGCGGAGUCGGUUGACUUUUUAAAGGAGGAGCUUCAGUAUGCGAAAGGCUACGAGAAACGUCAGAAAGUCUUCCAUUAUAAUAAUGAUCAGUAUAUAUCUGUUCGAGAACUUUGGCACAUAUGGAAAAAAUCUGAGGUACACAACUGGACUGUGGAUCAGACUGUGGCAUGGCUUGCAGAGUCUGUUGAACUUCAGCAGUACGCCAGAAACUUUUAUGAAAAUGCUGUCAAUGGAUCAGUUUUGCCGAGUGCUGUUCUCAGCGUGAUUUCUACCCGUUCCGAAAGAAGAAAUUCAAGGUAUAUAGUUGAAAGGCUGGCAGCCAACAAUGAGCAGUUUCUAACAAAAGUGCUGGGAAUCAAAGACCCGAAACAUCGGUCCAAGAUUACCAUUAAGGCUAUGGAUGUCGUUCUUUUUGGUCCACCUAAAGAUACAGGAAGCCACGUGAAGGAUCUCGUCCUUGUGUCACUCCUCACCCUUGCGUUAAUUGGUUGCUUCAAGGCUUACCAACGCAACCGAGAGUAUGAAGGACAAUUAAGUGAUAUGCUUAGGGACAUGGAAAAGUUGCGAGAGGCGGAGGAAAAUUUGCAGCAGCUGGAGCUGAAGAUGAAUACUAAGGUCACCACUAAUGAAAACACUACAACAAUGAGUGAAAGCAUAAAUCGUGAUGAAGAAGUCCAGCAACUCAAACUUCAAUUAGAGGAAGAACGUGAAAAGAAUGAAAUGAUGAAAGAACAGAUGAAACGUGGGUUAGAGGAGGCAGAGCUUGAUGACCACCACUGGAGUGCACCAGUUGAUCUUCAGCAUUGGCUCCAACUUACAUAUGAGCGGGAAAGGAUAGCAUUUGAGAAAAAACAAGGUGCAGCCCGUGAACAGUUUACUAUGGCCAGAGAAUUGUGUGAAAAACUUAACCGCCAACGCCGCAGCUUAAUGGGAAUGCUUGCAUCUGUUCAUGGCAAAAUGGACAAUGUAGACCAGUCUAUAAGUCAAGCCAGUAUUGAAUUAUCUUUUAGAACUAUUAUGGAAGAGGUAACCCAGGAACUACGAGAGAGAGAGCAGCGUUGGCGAAAUAUCGAAAUUUUAGCAGGUUGCAGCAUCACUACAAAUGCUGGCAUACACACACUGGAAUUGAUGCUUCGUCCACAAGUUAAUGGUCGUCCUCACUCCACCUAUGCUCCCAGUAUAGGAACUUCUCAACCUAACGGUUCCUUUGCUAUCUGUGGAGGAGGAGACACCAACCUAAUAGAAGUCCACCAGCUGUUAAGCAGCCAAUCAGCAUUAAUGUUUCUCACUAUGGGGGGCUGUACAGGAGCUUCAAGUUACUAUGGAGCUGGAAGUUUGAGUUCCUCUACAUUAGUCAAAACACCUAGAGAUUCUAUGGCCGAUGUCAAAGGAAGCUCUGGGGUUACACGUAAGAGGAGCCAGCUUAUGCCCCGAGAUUCUGGUUCAUCGCUUGGCUCAGAGUCGUCUGUAACCCAAGCAAACAUUAUGCAUCACAGUUAUACAUAUUCCACAGAAUUAGCCGGGGAGUUAUAUGAUAAGGAGCACAUCCGUCGAGUUUCCAGCACUGGGAGUAUCGGCAACAGUACUCCUCUGGAACAUGAUCACUGUAAUGACUCCUCCACAGAAGAAACAGACAUGUCUGUAUCUGGAUCUGAUACAACUAUUUUCAUCAUGGGAGGAAGCGACAGGAACAAAGGAUCAAAGAGAAGUCAACUGAGGCUGAAUUCUGACCAUGGCAAAACAAUCACUACGUCACAGGUGAGUCUCUCGCCACUACAUUCACCUUCCACACUGCCGCGUGGGUCAAGCACAGGGAACAUGCAACACAACCCUUCUCCUAAACGCAGUCCCAUGCUCAAGUCCUUCAGUCAGGACACUGGUGCUAACUCCAGCUCUAGCAUGAAGUUGAAGGAACGGGAAAAAAUAUCCGCAAGUGAACCAGCACUAGACAGCCCCAAGACGUCUGUACGUGACAAGCACAUAACACUAUCACCUUCAGAGGAGGGAAAUUCGUCCGAUUCAUCACUAAUGGAAGAUCGUUCACCCAGUGCUGAUUCUGGGAAAAAGCAAAGUAAACAUAGAUUUACUAAUGGUAUCCUCGGAAGUCUAAAAUUUAGCAAAAACAAGAAACUUAGAGACUCACAAAAAGAUUCAAAUAAAGAUAGUGCAAAAAUAUAAAUAAAAAAUUUAAUUUCAUGUCGUUAUCAAUAUCUUUCCGUAUGGAGUGGUCAUAGAGUGGCCUCCAUAUUGACCUGGUCAGUGCACAACUUGCAAGUAAUGGUUUGCAACCUCUCAUCACUUGUUUAGCUAGUGUUUAAAUUCAUUCCCAGUUGACUGCUGCUUUACUUCUUGUUCAUAGAUUCUGGACAGAAUACUGUACAUUGUAACUAAUUUAAACAUUUACUCAUGCUAUCUUUGAGCAUUGUCUUGCUUUUCAUCACUACAUCAUCACACUCGCUCACUUCAUUAAUAGAUUUAAUGCAAUGUUUAGUUAAAAAUUGUCCAAUCUUUAUUUAUACUACAUUUUUGAUCACUGUCUUAGUCUUUGCUAUACCUUAAAGUGCACUUCUAUACCUACUGUACCAUACAUGUACUACUUCAUUCUUGCCUUUCAUAAAUCUGUAUAGGUGUAUACUGUAUAUAUAUACAGUAAAUAUACAUGCUUCUACAUUUUGGAAGUACAGUAUUGUAUAUUUAUGCUGUCUAUUACAUUGUAUGUUAAUAUGCACAGGGAUUAUUGGUUUACUUUUAGUGUGUUAUUAGGUUGAUAGUACGUUACAAUGAAUGGUUGAAUAUGUGAUUGGAAAAGUGUGCCAUUUUUAUUAAGUGAUAUGACCAACCAUAUAUCAUUGUUUUGUCUUUUACUACAGCAGGUAUUUUUAUCGUGCUUCUUGACAGCUGGAGAUGGAUCUGUGUAUGAUAAUCUAGUGUUUGUAUAGAGUUUACCGAGUUACUGAAGAACUCGGACUGCCUGAUAUUGAAUUGGCACAUUGUUAUAUUUUAUUAUAAUAGUACUGUAGUUACAUUACAUUUUCAAAAGAAUAUCACAUCAGGCUCAUAGGAUUCAUUUUACAUCACUUAGUCUACAAUUAGUGUGUAGAUUAGAAGAUUACCUUAGGAGCAUCAAGUUUUAAGAAUGUGCUAAAAUGAUCUCUUGGGUCUGCUGCUAUGUAAUAUCAAAACGAUAAUAAAGCAAGCGGUCGACACCGAAUACUACUGUAGUGCAUUGUGCACAUCUUGGCAUCCCAGGUUAGAGUAACAGAUCUGCUUGUCUCUGGUUUGUUACAUAUGUGAUAGCAAAUUACUUCUAAUGCUGCCUCAACCCUUCGUAUUUUAAGCUAUGUCCAAGCCUAUAAUGAGUGAAUGCAGUCCUGUGUUAUUGUUCACGUUAUAAUAUGUCAUAUAUUCUAUGAAUUUUUACUAAAAUAUUUAAUAUGUAGUUGUUUCAUGGGAAUAUUUUUUGUAAACAUAAAUGCAGGAUUAAGUUUAUCAGUAUUUUCAUAGUUAAAUAUUGUAUUAUUGCAAACCACCUUGUAUGCAUGAUUGAUUGUAACUGUACUGAAAAUGGUUAAACUAAAUGCAAUAAUAUUUAAGACAAUUUGCAUAUAUGUUCCAUA
Procambarus clarkii (red swamp crayfish) is the source of this 3995-nucleotide messenger RNA. RefSeq names its product stromal interaction molecule (gene Stim). NCBI's taxonomy places the organism in Eukaryota, Metazoa, Arthropoda, Malacostraca, Decapoda, Cambaridae. Gene Ontology annotation, molecular function: calcium channel regulator activity; protein binding; calcium ion binding. The record is from RefSeq and is a predicted model, not a curated record. Gene Ontology annotation, cellular component: endoplasmic reticulum; plasma membrane. Gene Ontology annotation, biological process: store-operated calcium entry; intracellular calcium ion homeostasis; activation of store-operated calcium channel activity.